This is a messenger RNA of Lodderomyces elongisporus, 1734 nucleotides long. RefSeq names its product sphinganine kinase (gene LCB3). Bases 1 to 1734 code for a protein of 577 amino acids. The record is from RefSeq and is a predicted model, not a curated record. The transcript has 3 exons. Gene Ontology annotation, cellular component: endoplasmic reticulum membrane. NCBI's taxonomy places the organism in Eukaryota, Fungi, Ascomycota, Pichiomycetes, Serinales, Debaryomycetaceae. Gene Ontology annotation, molecular function: sphingosine-1-phosphate phosphatase activity.
AUGAGUGAUAGGGUCUUCACCAAGAGCAGCAUUACCUUAUUGCAUAGCCAUAACCUUGACGGAUUAUUUGGUUUUAUAUAUCAAUUGCUGGAUUUCAUGAUGUACCAAUCUCAAAAUGGACAGGAUCAGCUAAGCUAUCUCGACGUACCUCAGCAGCAACAGCAACAACAACAACAACAACAACAACAACAACAACAACAACAACAGAAGCAACAAGCACAGCAACAGCAACAACAGCAAAAAGAGACGGUCCAGGAGGCUGAGAAACAAAAGCAACAUACCCUUUUAGAAAAAAAACCACUCUAUGCAUUAGCCUCCAACGACUCACAAGAUCAUUCAAAUGACGCAGGAAACAAGGAAGACGACCACUAUAAGAAAAGUCUAUCGCCAUUGAGAUACAAAUUGCGAUCCUUGCUUCUUCCUUUGAUCAGGUACGAAACAGAUAUUUUAUUCCAGCUCCAAACUAAAUUGAGAAAUCCCAUAUUAGAUUUUUAUUUCGCAUGGACGGCCAACUUGGCCAGCCAUACUUUUUAUGUCUUGAUGCUUCCACCACCAUUCUGGUUUGGCGCUAGUGAUUUGAGUCGUGACUUGGUCUAUGUGUUGGGAUUGGGAAUAUACUUUACUGGGUUCCUUAAAGACUUUUUCUGCUUGCCUAGACCUAGGUCACCUCCCCUACAUAGAAUCACAAUGUCGAGUUAUACUUCGCAGGAGUAUGGGUUCCCAUCGUCGCACUCGGCAAAUGCCACGGCAGUGACAUUGGUUGUAUUGGCGUCAUUGAUCAAAAAUAAGGAGUCGUUUAACACUGGGAGCUUUUACUCAUUGGUUGUUGGAUUGGGAUUGUACUACUCAUCAUUGAUCUUUGGAAGAUUGUACUGUGGAAUGCACGGUUUUCUUGAUAUUAUCGUUGGCUCUAGCGUUGGGUUGAUCUUGUUUUUAUUUAGACAUUAUUGGGGUAAAGUAUGGGACAAUUUUCUUUUCAAUUAUGGUUUGUGGCUUGGAGCACUUAUGAUUAUUGGUAUCUUUGUUUCCCUAAUCCACUUCCAUUCCGAGCCAAUUGAUGAUUGCCCCUGUUUUGAUGAUACUGUUGCCUUUAUUGGUGUGUUGAUAGGUAUGGAUUUGAGUCAUUUGGUUGCUCAUGAAACAGGUUACCUUUACAAACUAAACACUUUUGGUGACUAUUUCUUGAUUCCGUUUGAUAGUACCCGCGGUGUGGUGAAUAUUGUUGCGAGAUUCAUCUUGGGUGUUUUGUUAGUCGUCGUGUGGAAGAGUGUUUCCAAGCCAGUCGUUUUCACCAUCUUACCGCCAAUCUAUAAAUUCAUUGGUGUGUAUUUACCACGAAGAAAUUUCAUAUCUACUGCACAUACUACACAGUCCACGAGGAAUAUCCGUUCAACAUCGAUUUCAAAUGACUCUAGUCAAAUUGGGGAUUUGAACAAAUUCAUCAAAGGAGUAACUGAUCAUAAGAAUAUCGAUAAUUAUGGGCCGAGCUCCGAUAUUGAUUACUACGAGAUCUUGGACUACAACAAGCAACAACAACAGAAAAGAAAAGAAGAAAACGAAAUCAAUCUGAGAAAUGGCAACAAAGAGAUUGAUAUGGAAAAGUUGAAUUUCAAAAGCGGCGUGUUCAAGUAUAGAUACGAUGUUGAGAUUGUUGGUAGGCUACUUGUCUAUGCAGGAGUUGCAACCACUGCCAUAUGGGGUUUUAUAUUUGCAUCGAGGCUUUUAGAGCUAUAG